AUGGCCGCGUCCACCCUGUCCGUGUGCUCCAGCGCCCAGAGCUACGAGCGGCUCUGCCUGCCCGGUUCCUGCACCGGCUCCUGCUGGCAGGUGGACGACUGCCCAGAGAGAUGCUGCGAUCUCCCCUGCCGCGCCCCCAGCGGCUGUGCCCCGGCCCCCUGCCUGACCCUCGUCUGCGCCCCAGUGAGCUGCGUGUCCAGCCCCUGCUGCCAACCAGCCUGCACCGGCCCCUGCACGGCCUCGUGCCGCCAGCAGUCUAGCUGCCAGCCCCGCUGCACCUGCUCCCCCUGCCAGCAGGCCUGCUGUGUGCCCAUCUGCUGCACACCUGUCUGCUGCACACCUGCGUGCUGCGAGCUCGUGUGCUGUGAGGCCGCCCCCUGCUCAGCCCCCUCGUGCUGCCAGCCCACCCCCUGCCCCUCGUCCUGCCGCAGACCCUCCUCCUCCGUGUCCCUGCUCUGCCGCCCCACCUGCUGCCCCGCCUGCUGCGUCCCCGCCUCGGGCACGUCCUGCUGCUGA
Messenger RNA from Globicephala melas (long-finned pilot whale), 516 nucleotides. NCBI's taxonomy places the organism in Eukaryota, Metazoa, Chordata, Mammalia, Artiodactyla, Delphinidae. The record is from RefSeq and is a predicted model, not a curated record.